Messenger RNA from Selaginella moellendorffii, 3181 nucleotides. Its product is annotated as protein CROWDED NUCLEI 4. The transcript is spliced from 9 exons. The coding region runs from base 64 to 3135 and encodes 1023 amino acids. Gene Ontology annotation, biological process: nucleus organization. Lineage: Eukaryota; Viridiplantae; Streptophyta; Lycopodiopsida; Selaginellales; Selaginellaceae. Gene Ontology annotation, cellular component: nucleus. The record is from RefSeq and is a predicted model, not a curated record.
CUAGCGAAAUGUCCCGAUAGACGGGUUUAGGGCUUUUGGUUGCGAGAAGAGAAAGAGAGCGCGAUGUUUACCCCGCACAGGCGCGGCGCGACGCCCAACCGGGGAGCUGGCUUCUCUGUGUCCACGGAAAGGCGAGAGGUCAGGUUUGCUUCCUCCUCACCACCAGAUGGGCGGCAGCAGCACCAGUCCGCGGACGGAACCCUAGCUGGGAAUGACGCAGGAGAUGGCGCGGGCAAGUCCAGCAGCGAGAUCUGGCAGACAUUCCGGGAAGCGGGUGCGCUGGACCAAGAAUCGCUGGAGCUCAAGGAUCGCAAUGCUCUCCUCGCUCAUAUCUCCAAGCUCGAAACUGAGCUGUACGACUACCAGUACCAGAUGGGGCUGCUGCUCCUGGAAUCCAACAAGCUGCGCGGCGAGUCGGAGCGUCUCAAGAGCGUGAUUGACGAGACGAGAGAUGGGCUCAAGCGGGAACAAUCCGCUCACAUGAUUGCGCUGCAAGAGGCGGAGAGGCGCGAGGAAUCUCUGAAGCGUGCUGUCACCACCGAGAAGAAAUGCGUGGCCGACCUCGAGAAGGCCCUCAAAGAAAUGCACGAGGAAGUCGCUGAAGCCAAGGCAGCCGCUGCUACGCAGUUUCAACAAGGCAAGGCAACGGCAAUGAGCGCUGAAGAAAAGCUGCUCGAGGCGGAGUCUAAGCUACAUUCCGCGGAGGCGUUGCUUGCGAAAGCAAACAGGAAGCACGCUGACGCGGAAAGAAAGCUGCAGGAAGUCGAGUCUCGUGAAGACGCCUUGAGAAGGCAGCGCCACAGUUUUCUGGCAGAGUGCGAGGCGCAUAAGCUGGAGCUUGAACAUGAAAAGCAGAACCUCAAGGGCUGGGAACGCACCCUCGAAGAGAGUCAGGCUAGAUUUGUGGAGAACGAGAAGCUUCUGAACAAGAGAGAGGAGUACAUGCAACAGAGGGAUGAUGCACUUACGAAACUUGAGAGGGACCUGGAUGAAGCAAGAAAGGUUCUAGAAAAGGACCGUUCUGCACUACGGCAAGAACAGGCAGAGUAUAGUGCUUUGCUGUCUGCGCUUUCACUGAGAGAGGAGGCUGCUGUGGAAAGGGAGAAUGCUGCAACAAAGAAGGAACAGGAAAUCUUGCUGCUACAAGAGAAGCUUGCCAGCAGGGACAGGGCAUUUGAACAACACGAGCAGAUGGUACGAGAGCUUGAACAAGCAAACGCGAAGGAAAAGGAACGUCUUGUUGAUCUAGAAGCCAGUUUGAGUACUCGGGAGAAUCUUUUGGCUGUGUCAAAGCAAAGCCUGGAGGAUAUCUCGAGGACCCUGGAUGAGAACGAGCAGGCUUUAAGGACAAAGAAGGCCGACUUUGAGAAGGAGAUUUCCGCGCUUCGUCUGGCGUUAGCUUCCGAGAAAGAUGAACUCGAGGGGGUCAAGAUGCAGAUUCAGGAGGAGAAGGAGAAGCUUAAUGUGAUCGAGAAGGAGAGGGAAGAUCUUCUCAAGGUUCAGCUGCGGUUGAAAGAGGAGAUAGACGAUUUUCGGGUACGUAAACAAGACUUAACGACAGAAUCCGACGAGCUUAAGAAAGACAAGGAGAAGUUCGAGGCUCAGUGGGAGUUACUCGAUGAAAGGAAGGACAGGCUUACGAACGAAAUCGAUCACUUCGAGGCGAGUAAAAACCAGUCAAUGAAGUGGCUGCAUGACGAGGAGGAACGGCUAAAGCAGGAAAGGCGAGAGCUCCGCGAGCAGGUGGACAGGGAAAUGGAGACCUUGGCACUUGAAAGGGAAGCUCUGGCGCGAACUGCAGAGCUGGAGAAAGCUGAGAUUUUGUCUAGGCUCGAAAGGGAGAGGGAAGAGCUGAUCCGUGAUGUUGAUCUGCGGCAUGCUGAGCUUGAACGGAACAUGGCCAAGAAAGUGGAGGAGAUGGAGAAGCAAGCAGAGGAGCGGGAAGCUCGCUUACUGUCACAAGUUCAGAAGGAGCGCCAAGAGGUGGCACAGAUAAGUGAAAAAGCUAGAAAGGAUUUGGAUGGCGUGGAGUCCGAGAAGCGGAGUCUUGAGAAGGAGCGGUUGGCGAUAAUUGGACAGCGCGAGCUUGCUGAAGCUGAAUGGGAAGAAAUAAAGAAGGAUAUACACGAGUUACAAGUCCAGAGGGAGAAGCUGAAGGAGCAACGAGAAGCUUUGCGGGCGGAAAGGCAAGAAGUACUGCAAGAAGCAGAGAGGCAGAGGAAGCUAAAGGAGGACCUGAAGGAACUCGAGGACAGCUUAAGGAUGUCAGAGCAACAACCUUCACAGAAGAACGCCAACGAUGGGGAAGUUAUGUCCGCCAGGAGGAUUUCGUCCGAGAACGAGUUGCAGCCCCUUCCAAGCUCUACUCCAAGUCGAACCAUCACUCCGAGCCGAUUGUCAUGGCUGCGAACUUGUGCGUCCAGAAUAUUUCCGAAAAGCAUUUCUCAGGGUGGCGAGGAGGACAAGGUGCCAGUAGCAGACGUGGACCAAGCAGAACUGACAGUUGGGAAGAAGAGGCGACUGGAAGAGAGCGAGGGUGCUGCAGUGAACCCGGAGGCGACAGCCAGUGGAAGGAAAAAGAGGAAACAGCGGGAGGCGUCACAGUCUGCGAUGAAUGGCGACUCUACCCCUCGGUACAACUUCAGGGACUCCACAAUUGCAAGUAUGCUGGCGACACAAGGAGGAACGCAUGGAGCUUCGGCGACCAAGAAAUCGCAAAAGAGUGAAGACCCGGCUACUAGCCACGACGGUGGCGCUUGUAACGGUGUGAGCGAGGAUGGACCGACCACAGGAGACGCGGACCAGGAAGUCAAUGCAACUACAGUAGGCAACCAAGACUUGCGAGGUUUGGAAGGAGGGGAGGGCGAGGGCGCACAAACUGUUAGCCUCAUCGAGGAGUUCGUGGCUGUGGAGGUGGUGACAGAAGAGGUGGAGAACGGGGGCCUGGAGGAAGUAGCACAAGGAGGAGACGACGAGGACAAUGAGGAGGCAGAAGAAGAGGAGGAGGAGGAGGAGGAGGAAAUGGAGAUGGAUGAAGAAGUGGAUGAUGACGAAGAAGGCAUGAGUGAAGGCGAUGGCGACAGUGGUGAUUCUCAGCCCUUGAGAAAGAAACUAUGGACGUUUAUGACGACGUAGUUUGGGUUGUAUGUAUAUCCUUAUAGAAUGGAAUUUGAUUUAGUCA